Messenger RNA from Aaosphaeria arxii CBS 175.79, 1866 nucleotides. RefSeq lists its product as uncharacterized. The record is from RefSeq and is a predicted model, not a curated record. Lineage: Eukaryota; Fungi; Ascomycota; Dothideomycetes; Pleosporales. The transcript has a single exon. Gene Ontology annotation, molecular function: protein binding. Bases 1 to 1866 code for a protein of 621 amino acids.
AUGGCUCCAUCAACACGACGUUCCAGUCGACAAAUGUCAGCCAACAACCCUACACACACAACUAGGCCAAGAAGGCAUCGAACAAGCAAGUCAGAUAGCAAUCCAUAUGCGUCGUCAGCUGCACGACAGGCCAGGACUGCAAUCGCGCCAGGAGCCUCUGCACGGCAGAAGAGAAAGACAGUUGCUACAAAUUUGCCUGAGGACGCAGACCAAAUAACAGAGGAUGUCCCCAAAUGCUACCUGGAGAGCCUGCCAGAUGAAAUCCUUCUACGUAUAUUGUCACUUGUCCCGGGUUACCCCUUCCAAAAGCGAAAAGCCUACUACAACAUGUCACUGACUAGCCGCCGACUCAACCGUACAGCGAACAACUUUCUCUAUGAGUGGUUCAACGGUCGCCUGAGUCCAGGCCGCUCAGCAAGAUUUUUGAAGACAUUGUUCGCAAAUCCUGAACUUGCUCGCUUUGUCAAGAAUAUCACGUGGCAAUUGAAUACACCUAUCAGCCAUUCAAUAGUAACAGCAGCUCCGCCCCAACCUACUUCCGCAGACUGUCGGGCUCUACGCGAAAGUCUAAAAGCCCUAGGUGUGACUGAUCGCUCAGCAUGGGUCAAAGACUUCUCAUCAGGGCAAUCGCCAGAUCUGCUCAGGUUAGCUAUGCUGCACGCUCAAAACCUUCACACUCUCUGCAUUGAGGAUGACACCCCAAACUCAUACUAUGCUCAAUUUUAUCCAUCACGCAUAGAUUACACGCCAAAAAUCAUCACCAUGUUGACCAACGGCUUGACCGACCGUCCCUUGUACGCGCAAAGAUUCGAACACCUGCGCAUCCUACGUCUACGACUAGCUGGCAUGACUCUUGAGCAAAUCUAUCCCGUUCUUCGUCUACCUAUGCUCGAAGAGUUGCUGCUCCAGGAAGUGCAUACGUGCCCCAUCACGUUCGACAAAAUUGAAACCGAUACCCGAUUCUCAUCCGUUUCUCGUCUGAUAAUCUUGCAUAGCUUCAUCGCCAGCUCAAGCCUUGCCAUUCUGAUGAAUGCAUGUCGUAGCUUGACACAUCUCCAUUUCGUGUACACAGCAACAGCCCACGCAUGGGGUACUCACACGCAUCAAGUGAAUUACACCACACUUUACAAUGCAUUAAAACAGCACAAGGAUACCCUUUGUUUAUUUGAUUUUGAUGACAACGCCAACAGGGAGCCGAACACUGUUUUCUACCCUCGAGGGCGUUUCAGCUCCUUUAAAGAAUUUCCUGAAUUGACCACUCUCGCUGCGCCCUUCGAAGCAUUUCCGGAGCGUGCUCUGGAUCCGGAAGGCGACGAUAGUGGUUCCGACUCUGAUAUCAAUAACCUUUCCAUACAUGAAGACAUCGAGGUCAAUUUUCCUUUGCUUCUACCUCCGGCACUAGAGCGACUAGCUCUGACUGUCUUCGAGGAAGAGCAACACACAGACAGAUGUUCAGACUCACUGUACGACCUCUCACUCUCAGUUGAGAAGGAUUUCCCAGACCUAGAGGAGAUCAUCGUGCGCGUCCACCGUUCGGUCGACAUCAGGGGCGUCGACUUCUACUCCCCGAAAUGGUCUUUUCGAAACCAGAAUGUGUGCUUCGACGUCCUGCAGGAAGGCAUCGCCGAGUCGGACAUGAUCCACACCGAGGACGAAGAAGACUACGGGUCACCCGACAGUCAGGAACUCGAGGAGCCGAGCCACCCUGUCUUUGAAUUCAACGAAACAGCGCUUAUCCAUGCUCUCGCUGCUCAACCCGCGGUCAUGGACGCUUUAGAACAGCUCUUAGCUCAGCAGUCUACAGUGCCCGAGGCUGGUGCGACGACUGCAGAUGGGCCGAAUGGGAAUGCCGCGGCAGACCAGUGA